AUGGCAAGUGAGAUAGUUAAGUUUGCUGUGGAUAGGCCGACAUGGACCAAAAUGGUGAAAGAUAAUAAACUUGGAGAAGCCAAUAUCUAUUCCACGCCCUGCGAAUCUGGAUCAAAAGUCAAUAUAUCGCAAUACCUCCUUCUUCGAAGUGUCUGGUUCCAACACCCUAAGAGCAAAACAAAAGACCUCGAGAAAUGGGGAAUUAAGGAGUUCAAACAAGCGGACAAAUGGCUCGAGAAUAAUAAGGACUGGUUGAUAUAUCUCGAAAACCUUUCGCAAAUUACCAACUACACUGGUCCCCCUCACAGUCUCGGAACAUUUUCAUAUGUUUGGUUUGCCCAUCACCAGGUAAUCAGCCUGCCGGAGCAAUAUGAACAAGUGGAAGACCAGGACAAAAAUGUUUCGUAUAGCCCAAUAUCCAGCCGACUCCGAUCUGCAGCCCACAAGACCAACAUGCACGGCAGAGAGGAAUCACCAACUCCAUUGGGGAAAAAGGGAUACCAGACACCCCCUGAUCAGAUCACGGGAUAUGGAGGAUAUUCUCCUUCGGAGGAGUUAGCUGAGGGUAUCCGCAAUAUGACGGUUCAUGAAAAACUCCAGAAAAAGCCCAUCAGAUAUUUCAAACAGUGA
Trichophyton rubrum CBS 118892 is the source of this 630-nucleotide messenger RNA. RefSeq lists its product as uncharacterized. The coding region runs from base 1 to 630 and encodes 209 amino acids. The record is from RefSeq and is a predicted model, not a curated record. The transcript has a single exon. Lineage: Eukaryota; Fungi; Ascomycota; Eurotiomycetes; Onygenales; Arthrodermataceae.